This is a messenger RNA of Gekko japonicus, 2952 nucleotides long. Its product is annotated as ovochymase-1-like. Gene Ontology annotation, biological process: proteolysis. The coding region runs from base 1 to 2952 and encodes 983 amino acids. The record is from RefSeq and is a predicted model, not a curated record. The transcript has 24 exons. Gene Ontology annotation, molecular function: serine-type endopeptidase activity. Lineage: Eukaryota; Metazoa; Chordata; Lepidosauria; Squamata; Gekkonidae.
AUGUUGGCAGAGCUCAAGUUCAAAGUGGAACGAGGCGGCGGCCUGCCUAGCGAAAGGUCAAAAAUACUGAACAAGAGGAGAAAGAGCUUCAAAAGGAAACAAAGAAUGAGUGGACUGAAAUGCGGAGUCCGUUCUUCAGAACUGGAGAGUGAGGAGGAUUUUCUGGAGGCCGGACUCUUUUCGAGAAUUAUUGGUGGGAGAGAUCCAGCACCUGGCAGGCAACUGUGGCAGGUAUCCAUCAAGUUGGGUCUCUCUCACUUCUGUGGUGGCAGUUUGAUCCAUGAAAACAUGGUGGUUACUGCAGCUCACUGUGUGGUAAAUCUUCUUAACCCGGAACUUGCGAAAAAUCUGAUUGUAACUGUCGGAGAAUUCGACCUCAGAAGGACAGAUAAAGGAGAACAGAACAUCCCUGUCUUGAAAAUCAUUCUCCACCCUGCGUUCAGCAGAUUUGGACAUAUGAAUUCAGAUAUAGCGCUUCUGUAUCUGAAAUACAGAGUGAAAUAUGGGCAUGAAGUACAGCCAAUCUGUCUUCCCCACAAAGAAGAUACAUUUGAAGAGGGCAUGCUCUGUGUUGUGAGUGGGUGGGGCAAGGUCUCUGAAGUACCUGAGCCAAGUCACCUGCUGCCCACCAGUCUGGAAGACUGCAGCUCCCAUGGAAUGUUGAUAUUUGGAGAAAGUGGGCACAUUCGGCACUCUUGCCUAAUGGGGGAUCACUACCUUGAUAACAGCCGAUGCAGCUGGAAUAUAACCGUUCCGGAGGAUAAAUUCGUACUCGUGCAGUUUAUCACAGUAGACAUAGAAGAUCAGGUUGGAUGUGACCAGGACUACGUGAAUGUUCAUUCAAGUGAGGGGAAAUUAAUUGGUAAAGUCUGUGGUCAUGUGUUACCCUCUCCUCUGCUGAUAGACUCUGACCAAGCGACAGUCACUUUUGUGUCUGACAGUAGCCAAACUGGGGGCGGCUUUGAGUUCCUCUUCACCGCUGUGCAUAAGGCUUCUGAAGCAGGUUCCGGCUGCGGCAGUGUUGCAGUGCUGGUGGAAGAAGGGGAGAUUGACACAGCUAAUUACCCUGGCUUGUAUCCCAGCCACAGCAAAUGUCAUUGGCUCAUUGAAGCCCCCACGGAUCAUGUCAUAAAGUUGGAGUUUGAGGACUUUGCUGUUGAAGUCAGCCAGGGCUGUAUUUAUGAUGCAGUCACUGUGUUUGAUGACACAGAAGAGGAACACCAACUAGCUCUUCUUUGUGGCUUCUCAGUUCCUUCCCCAGUCUGGAGCUCUGGAAACAUCUUACUAAUACACUUCCAGAGUGAUGGAGAGAACAACUUUCGAGGAUUCAAGGCCAGAUUUACCUUCUCCCCCUCAGAAAGCUCCAAAGCUGAAUUUGUAGGGCUGGUAACAAGCGAAUCGUUAUAUUGGACAGUUGUUGCUGGAGACCAUGAUAGAUUAUUGAAGGAACCUGCUGAGCAGAUAAGAAGAGUAAAGACCAUUUUAAUCCAUUCAGACUUUGAUGUCACGAGCUAUGAUUCUGACAUUGCCUUGGUCCAGCUGGAAGCCCCCCUCUCUUACAGUGCUGCGGUGCAGCCGAUAUGUUUGCCCAACUACACUGAGCCAUUAUUUGAUUCUCUGCUUUGUACGGUGACUGGCUGUGGAGGCAUCCAAGAAGCUGGGGGCCCUGCCGGCCGCUUGCAGCAGACCCAAGUGCCUAUGCUUAAUAACAAUGUCUGUGAUCAAAAUUAUUACUUCAACCACCCCAGAGGGAUCACGCCCAGGAUGCUCUGUGCCGGUUUUGCAUUCUUCAGAGGCCAAGACCCUUGCCGGGGGGACUCAGGUGGCCCGCUGGUUUGUCAAAAUGAGGAUUCAUCGUUUACACUCUACGGCAUUGUCAGCUGGGGUGUAGGAUGUGCCAGGCCAAAGAAAGCAGGUGUUUAUACAAGAGUGAGCAUCUUUCUGGACUGGAUCCUCUCCAGAAUGAAAGAAAAGGGACCAGCAGGUAUACGGAUAAAUAAUACUGGACGUGAAACCUUAGUGGGACCACCAGAGUCAUUUAUGAAUCUGUCAGGAGCUCCUUAUGGACAAGAACACACAGGAGAAGUACGGUGCUUGUGGGUGCUCAGAAUCUCUCCUGGAGGAAUGGCAAAAAUGACCCUAAAACAUUUGUGGAUACCAGAGUCCGAGCACUGCAAAGUGGAAUUCUUUGCCAUUUAUGAAGAGAGCCGGAAAGGAAGGGGAGCUAAACUGUGUGGCUCCCUGCAGUCUCCCAUGUCCUUCCUGAGUCAGGGGCCUGUUGUGAAAGUGGAGCUCCAUUCCACCAUUCGCGAUGCCUUUGCCACGAACUACGUGGUCCUCCGAGUACCAGGGUCAAAGAUGGGGGAAAGCGUGGAAUACUCCAACAAUCUGAGCCAACAGUUGGCAGACUGCAGAGAUGCCAUCCCCACUACCCAGGAAGGAGUAAUCCAGUCGCCAGGUUUUCCAAAUGCGUAUGCCAACACAAUUUGCUGUCGCUGGAGAAUCGUCAGCCCAUUAAAUUCUGUCAUUCGGUUGGAUUUCAUAGACUUCACGUCUGAAAACCCUCUUCCUGAAUGCCGUGGUGGACUCUCCAUUUAUGAAGGAUUUGAAUCAGCGAAAGAGGUGCUUGGUAAUUUCUGUGAUGGAGCUCCACGCUUUCCAUUAAAGUCUCACGGUCCUGUGGUUAUGCUGACCUUUAAUUCUGGCACCGCAACAGUGAUGAAAGGAUUUGUUCUUGCCUACAGAAUCCAUGAAAUUCAGCACAGAUGUCCAAUUCUGGAUCUGAUUCCAGUAGGAAUUGCCGAGAUCACUUCUCCUAAUUACCCACAUACCUACCCCAGUUUAUUGACCUGCACUUGGACAGUUUAUUCUGCUUCAGGGAAGAGGCUGAAAGCUGUGAUCAAGGAUCUUGAAACAGAGGAUAUACCAGGGACUGUGUCUGGGACUCCUUAA